AUGCAUCACAAACAGCCGGAGAAACCCCACAAGGAGGAAGAGGAGGAUGAGGAAGAGGAGGAUGAAGACCUGGAGGAGGACAGCAGUCUCAAAGACAAAUACGAGAUGAUUACCAUGAGUUAGAGAGAUCCAUUCAGUUACAAGGGCUAUAAAAACAAAUGGCUGGGUCAGAUCACUGGUACUGUAACGUCAAUCAGGAGAGUAAUGCCAUGUGGGGAGACACACACACACACACACACACACAUACACACAUACACACAGAUCAAGGACAGGCUUGCUCUCUCAGUGUGCUAUGGUGAAACCCUGUGGUAGAGUGAGUUGAAGGGUUAUAGCCUUUUAUUACAUGUCAUAGCCUUUAGUAACGAGACCUGUUUGCUACGUAUGAGUGACUGAUCACAGUGCAAGGCCUUUUAGCCCGCUGCUGAUAGGGGCUCCGAUAGUUAAGCUACACGGAGAAACAGUGUAGAACAGGUUAUUGAAUAGAUGUCGUCUGGAGAAACAGUGUAGAACAGGUUAUUGAAUAGAUGUCGUCUGGAGAAACAGUGUAGAACAGGUUAUUGAAUAGAUGUCGUCUGGAGAAACAGUGUAGAACAGGUUAUUGAAUAGAUGUCGUCUGGAGAAACACUAUAGAACAGGUUAUUGAAUAGUUGUCGUCUGGAGAAACACUAUAGAACAGGUUAUUGAAUAGAUGUCGUCUGGAGAAACAGUGUAGAACAGGUUAUUGAAUAGAUGUCGUCUGGAGAAACACUAUAGAACAGGUUAUUGAAUAGUUGUCGUCUGGAGAAACACUAUAGAACAGGUUAUUGAAUAGAUGUCGUCUGGAGAAACAGUGUAGAACAGGUUAUUGAAUAGAUGUCGUCUGGAGAAACAGUGUAGAACAAGUUAUUGAAUAGAUGUCGUCUGGAGAAACAGUGUAGAACAGGUUAUUGAAUAGAUGUCGUCUGGAGAAACACUAUAGAACAGGUUAUUGAAUAGUUGUCGUCUGGAGAAACACUAUAGAACAGGUUAUUGAAUAGAUGUCGUCUGGAGAAACAGUGUAGAACAGGUUAUUGAAUAGAUGUCGUCUGGAGAAACACUAUAGAACAGGUUAUUGAAUAGUUGUCGUCUGGAGAAACACUAUAGAACAGGUUAUUGAAUAGAUGUCGUCUGGAGAAACAGUGUAGAACAGGUUAUUGAAUAGUUGUCGUCUGGAGAAACACUAUAGAACAGGUUAUUGAAUAGUUGUCCUCUGGAGAAACACUAUAGAACAGGUUAUUGAAUAGAUGUCGUCUGGAGAAACAGUGUAGAACAGGUUAUUGAAUAGUUGUCGUCUGGAGAAACAGUGUAGAACAGGUUAUUGAAUAGAUGUCGUCUGGAGAAACAGUGUAGAACAGGUUAUUGAAUAGAUGUCGUCUGGAGAAACAGUGUAGAACAGGUUAUUGAAUAGUUGUCGUCUGGAGAAACAGUGUAGAACAGGUUAUUGAAUAGAUGUCGUCUGGAGAAACACUGAACAGGUUAUUGAAUAGUAGCCCACGGUUCAUCCAGUAACUUGUUUCUAGCUAAAGAUACAGAAUGGUUAGUUCUUAAUGAUGUGUUAUACAGUGUGCAGCAAUCCGUAACAAGAUUGGAAAAGAGCCCUUGUUAUAUUAUGUAUGUAAUAUUCCAUUUGGACUAUACCGCUGUCAGUUUGAUAUAAAUUAUAAUUUGUUUAAAAUAAGAGGUUCAUGCAAACAAUUAACCCAGGCACAUAUUAUGUUAUUUGGUUGUUGUAGUAAUGUUUGUAGCUUCAAGAGGCUUAGAUUGAUCACAAUUCUGACCAUACACUUCAUACUCUGCACAUUGAAAGAUACCAUUUAUGUAUUCAAGGAAAACUGGAGAAAUUCCAAAACCUAACGACUGUUAGGAUUUACAAUUCAUGAAUUGCAUGUAUGGCGGUUAAAAAGUUUGUCGCCAUUGUAUAAUUAAGCAAUAAGGCCCGAGGGGGUGUGGUAUAUGGGCAAUAUACCACGGCUAAGGGCUGUUCUUAAGCACGAUGCAACGCGGAGUGCCUGGAUACAGCCCUUAGCCGUGGUAUAUUGGCCAUAUACCACAAACCCCCGAGGUGCCUUAUUGCUAUUAUAAACUGGUUACCAACGUAAUUAGAACAGUAAAAAUAAAUGUUUUGUCAUACCUGUGGUAUACGGUCUGAUAUACCACGGCUGUCAGCCAAUCAGCAUUCAGGGCUGGAACCACCCAGUUUAUAAUAUGAUAUUAUUGUCUGUUUACUUGUGCUUUCGUUCUGUUUUUCAUUUUGUAUUGUUGUCUUGUAAAUACAAUCCAGACUACUUCAACGUAACAAAUAUAUUCCUGUCUGUGUAAACAAAUAUUGUUACUUGGUUUGCAUGAUAAAAAAAUAAAAUAAAAUAUGUCUUGUUUUUUAUUAGAGUUAUCAUCUUUGGGCAUUGACACGACAACAACCACAGGAGUUAAACAGAUAUGGAACCAGGCUCAGCGCAAAGCACACACUGAUAAGUUUGUUGGUGGACAACUCGUUGCUUAGUUGCAUGACGCCAUCGCGUUUGGCCAUUCAUUUAACUAGGGAGACUCACAAAGGCUUCUGUUCUGCAAUGUGAGUGAAUAAAAACCACCAAUGACUGGCUGCUUUUAACGCAACUGCAAAUAAAUAGGAUAUUAUUCAAAAGACCACCGUGACAAGUGGUGAGUAAGAAUUGCAAUUUGUGAAGCCAUUGAAUCAUAAAGGCUUGUAUCACUGUAUCAUGCAAUUAAUGUAUCUAGCUCUCCAUUGCAUCCCUUUGUUCAUAGAUUGACUAGAGGAACGUCUGGGUUUGACCUGAGCAUCACAAGUCAAAGCUGCACCUGGAAGCUCCUCAGCUCCACAACAGAACAAUGAGAGUCCUCAAUCUCGAACACAGCAUUCCCAAGACAAAACACUUUCUUGCUGUAAGAGGGCCUUCCUGUCAUCCUGUGAAGAUCCAUCCUCUCUCCAGCGCCAGUACUGUUGUCUGUUCAACCUCGGGGGGGCAGUCUACGUGGCGGUAGGUAAACCCCAGAAAGGACUGAAGUGUGUGUGUGUGUGUAUCUCUCUGUGUGUGUGUGUGUGUGUGUGUAUCUCUGUGCAGCACGGCAGACUACUGGUGGUGGGUCCCCGUGGCGGGGCCGAUGCUAGGGGGCGUUGUCGGGGCCCUGGUCUACUUCCUGUUUAUCGAGAUGCAUCACAAACUGCCGGAGAAACCCCACGAGGAGGAAGAUGAGGAUGAGGAAGAGGAGGAUGAAGACCUGGGAGGAGGACAGCAGUCCCAAAGACAAAUACCAUGA
This is a messenger RNA of Coregonus sp. 'balchen', 3294 nucleotides long. The record is from the annotation of a GenBank genome assembly. Lineage: Eukaryota; Metazoa; Chordata; Actinopteri; Salmoniformes; Salmonidae.